Molecule: messenger RNA, 842 nt
Organism: Dissoconium aciculare CBS 342.82
Lineage: Eukaryota; Fungi; Ascomycota; Dothideomycetes; Mycosphaerellales; Dissoconiaceae
Exons: 1
Coding region: 81-395 (104 amino acids)
Molecular function (GO): oxidoreductase activity
Source: RefSeq, a predicted model, not a curated record
GCCUAUCACAGAACCCAAGAAGGAUCUCCACCUCCUCCAAGAAUCACCCAUCACCGGACACAAAGCAAAACAAGAACAGAAUGGCGCCAACAACCGUAACAGUCCUCUACCCCUCCACCAGCACCUUCGACAUGACCUACUACAAAUCCACCCACAUGCCGCUGGUCCAGAAGUCCUGGGGCCAAUACGGCCUGCAGUCCUGGCGCAUCAUCCAGCUCGCUCCGGGCGCUCCAUACUCCGUGCAAGCGAUCCUCGAAUUUUCCUCUGCGGAAGAUCUUCAAAAGGCCCAGGCCAGUCCCGAGGCGAAGGAUGUCAUGGAGGACAUCCCCAAGUUUUCGAGCGAGAAGCCGGUCUUCUUGGGUGGCGAGUUGGCGUUCACGCAGGCCGACGUGUGAGUUCGCUUGGAAAGGGUUGGAGGAAGACAGCGAAGGACGGAGCGAGAGAAAGAAGUCUUGACGGAAUCGAAUUGCAUCGGAUUGGUCAUGGAUGAAGUCUUGAACUGUUUUACUGUCGCGAGCCCGAAAGCCCAAAUGAGAUCAAUCCGGGUAUGCCAAUUCUGUAGGACUUUGGUUUCCUGCAUCGGUAUAAGCAGUCUGUGGACGUGACUGUUCGAACUCUCGUCGUGCGUGACCUUAAUGUACGAAAAUGAAAUUGCACAGAUUAUCCCGGGCUGGAUUCAGAAGUAUGCGAAACGAAGUCAAACGGUGCCUCAUCAUUGCCCAAAGGAGGAGCGGCAUUAUCAGACGGAUUAUGAAUAGAAGGAAUAGAUAUCAUUUUCCCCCCGAGAACUGCAAUCUCCUCACAAAAGAAUUGUCCCUAGUACGCGAGCAUCCAGUACGAAA